CUCACGCGACUAAUAGAAUUUGUUUUCCCCGGCUGUCAUGGCUUCCGCGGAAGGAGAGGUGCCUUUGAAUCCACCUGAGGACCCCGCUCUGCUGAGGGACUCCUUCGAAGAGCCGGUCGGAGAGGUCUUGAGAGGUUCCCUGCGUUCGCUGCCUCGGUUGAUUGGGCAGCUUAACCUAGAAGAAGAUGUGGUGAAAAUUAACAUAAACUGGAACAAACUUCAAGGCAUGUCACUACCCCAGCCCACGUUGCUCUUUACUGCUCUUCAGCAACAUAUUUCCUCUUUACAGCCCUUUAUGGAAAAACUUCAGCCUUUGAUUAAAGAAGAAAAUACUACACCCAUUUAUAAUUUCAGAAAGACAGAACAUGGACAUUUUGAGAGUAAUUCAGAUGUAAUAGAUAAAGACAUACAGAAGGAAGUGAAGCAUACAGCCAGUGGCUCUGCAAAUCUGAAAGAGGCUCAUUUUGGUUUUGACCCAGAAGUAGUUCAGAUAAAAGCUGGGAAAGCUGAAAUUGAAAGACGAAUAUCGGCCUUCAUUGAAAGGAAACAAGCUGAGAUCAAUGAAAAUAAUGUCAGAGAAUUUUGCAAUGUUAUGGAUUGUAAUCAAGAAAACAGCUGUGCUAGAACUGAUGCAGUGUUUACACCUUACCCAGGAUUCAAAAGUCAUGUGAAGGUUUCUCGAGUUAUAAAUACUUAUGGCCCUCAGACCAGAAAUGAAGAUGCUCAAGUUUCCAGCCAUAAAGCUAAUACUCAGUCUCAUGAUUGUGGAAAUAAAGCAAUAGAAGAGAGACUACAGAACAUUGAAGCUCAUUUAAGGUUACAAACAGGUGGACCAGUGCCAAAAGAUAUUUAUCAGAGGAUAAAAAAGCUUGAAGAUAAAAUUCUUGAAUUGGAAGGGAUGUCUCCUGAAUAUUUUCAGUCUGUGAAUUUGUCUACGAAAAGAAGGAAAAUUCAACAAAAUCAAAACUAUACUCUGGCUGAACUUGAUGAGAAGAUCAAUGCACUCAAGCAAACAUUGCUGAGAAAAACAAAUGAAGGGAGGCCCAAAGUGGUAAAUCAGUUUCUUUGAUUAUGGCAAUAAGACUUCAUUAUACUUUCAUGCAUAUUUAACUUUUUUAGACUGAGUAAUGUUUAUCUAGCUUUUAUGGUAGAAACUAAACAUGCACAUGAAUUUAUCUAAUUCUUACUGGAAACUUGGAUUAAGUAAACUUGGUUACUUCUCCAGACUGAGAAUGAAGAACGUUUUGGAAAUAGCAUUAUAAAUAUCUCUUCUGCAUUACUGAAAAGGAGGAUCUGUAGAAUUUUUAAUAAAAAAAUAAAAUAUUUUGUUUUCAAGUUUUGUGUUUUAUGCUGAUGGAGCAAACAAAUUUCUGUUGAAAUAUAAUUCUGGCAAGGAGUGUUAAUGAAAAUGUGACUGUUUA
Python bivittatus (Burmese python) is the source of this 1421-nucleotide messenger RNA. RefSeq names its product MAP3K12 binding inhibitory protein 1 (gene MBIP). Lineage: Eukaryota; Metazoa; Chordata; Lepidosauria; Squamata; Pythonidae. The record is from RefSeq and is a predicted model, not a curated record.